Ictalurus punctatus (channel catfish) is the source of this 2483-nucleotide messenger RNA. RefSeq names its product butyrophilin subfamily 1 member A1-like. The transcript is spliced from 9 exons. NCBI's taxonomy places the organism in Eukaryota, Metazoa, Chordata, Actinopteri, Siluriformes, Ictaluridae. Gene Ontology annotation, molecular function: protein binding. The record is from RefSeq and is a predicted model, not a curated record. Bases 294 to 1712 code for a protein of 472 amino acids.
GUAAAGUCAUUACACCAUGUUUUAACAUGUGUAAUGUUAUCAGACAGGAUAUCAGGAAGCAUGCAGUACAGAUAUAUUCUAUUAUUCCUGUUGUCUUGGAUACCAGUUCCUGAAAAUGAUUUUCAGUUCUGACUCAGAGCAGCUUUUGUUUUAAUAGAUAUAGUGUAGAAAACAAAACAACACUCACAUAAUUGGUCACACCAGAGUGCCUCAACCAGCUGAAAUCUUGAUUGUAGUGUAGCUUUGCUACACUUACAAAGUGACUGAAGCAAUAAUGAUAAACUGUCUCAGGGAUGAUGUUUUUCUGUGUGACUCUCCUGAUUCUCUUCAGCUUCAUGAAAUUUCAAUCAGAGGGAUUACAGGUGGUCGGUCCAGAAGCUCCUAUUGAUGCUGUAGCUGGUGAAGACCUGGUUCUGCCCUGUUUUAUCAAACCCAAUACCAGCGCUGUGCACAUGACAGUGGAGUGGAUGAGACUAGAGGAUGUGGCUUCAUUAGUGCAUCUCUAUAAGGAUAAAAAAAACAGAAAUGAAGAUCAGGCUCAGUCUUACAGAGGAAGAACAUCACUGUUUAAAGAGGAGCUACAGAAAGGCAACGCUUCACUCAAACUCUCAGCUCUCCAAGUCUCUGAUGAAGGAAAAUAUAAAUGUCUCGUUGAGGACAAAUCCUGGUAUGAUGACAUCACUGUUCACGUCACUGUCGAAGCACAGGGAAGCCACCCGGUGAUCACGAUGGAGAGUUAUGAUCACUCAGGAGGGAUUAAUCUAGUGUGUGAGUCCAGAGGCUGGAACCCUGAACCUACGGUUCUGUGGAUGAACAGAGAAGGAGACACUCUGCCUGCUGGAGAUACACAGAUACACAGAGACACUGAGGGCUUCAGUGUGAAACGCCACAUCACUGUUUAUGAUUAUAGCGACUCCAACAAGUUUUACUGCAGACUUCAACAAAAACAUCACAUGAUGGAGGCAGAGGUUAUCAUUAAUAGUAAAGUCUUUGAUGCUUGGAAGUGGGUUGUGGGCAUUUCAGUUUCAGCAUGUCUUAUUGCUGUCGGAUCGAUAGUAACUGCAGUUAUCUAUCACAGGAAAGAGCUUCAGAAGGAGAAGAGAUAUGCAGAACUGCAGAAACAGAGAGUGGAAGACGAGUUAUUAAAGAAGAAGAAGUUUGCAGUGGAUGUGACUCUGGAUCCUGAUACAGCUCAUCCUGAUCUCAUCCUGUCUGCUGAUGGAAAACAAGUGACACAUGGAGACACACGACAGAAUCUCCCUGAUACACCACAGAGGUUUAAUUAUUGUGUUAAUGUUCUAGGAAAGCAGAGUUUCUCCUCAGGGAGAUUUUAUUAUGAGGUGCAGGUCAGAGGGAAAACUGCGUGGGAACUCGGAGUCGCGAGAGAGAACAUUAACAGAAAGGGGCUGAUUAUACCGAGACCUCAGAAUGGAUUCUGGACUGUGCGGCUGAAGAAUGAGAAUCAGUAUAAGGCUCUUGCUGGUCCCUCUGUCCCCCUCACACUGAGAGAGAAGGUGGAGAAGGUGGGGGUGUUUGUGGAUUAUGAGGAGGGUCUGGUCUCCUUUUAUGAUGUGAAGUCCAGCUCUCAUAUCUACUCUUUCACUGGUCAGUCUUUCACUGAGAAACUCUAUCCUUACUUCCGUCCUGGUUAUAAUGCAGAAGGUAAAAAUUCAGCACCACUGAUCAUCUCUCCUGUAUUUAACACUGAAUGAAUUUUCACCUCACAGAUUUAAUAAUCUAUUAAAUGGUGAGAAUUAAAAUUUAAUAUUUUACAUUUUCUUGUAAAUUUUAGAAAUACAUGUUCUGUUUUAAAGUGCUGUACAGUUUAUUUUAAAACCUGUUUUUUUUUUUUUGCGUAAGAAAAUAAUGUUAAUUCUUCAGUCUGUUUUUUACACAUUAUGAUUGUGGAACUUUAUUCAUAUUUGAUUUGUAAUGAAAGAUCAUUCACAGUUCACACCGAGUUUUACUGCAGAAUUUAAUAUGAUCAAUAAAAUGUAUGAAGUUCAGCUGCUGAUGUCUGUGUAGAUAAAACCGAACAGACUAAAUGAAAAAAUAGAGAUAUAUUCGAUUUACACUGUAUAAAAGUAGCAGUUCUUUGUAGAAAUAGUUGUUAGAUGCUAUACUUAAAUAGAGGCAGAUAUUAUUUGCGCCUCAGAAUUGUUGUACAUUAACAGGAUGCUGUCACAUUACAAAGUUGAAUUCGGAAGCAAGCGCAGAUCUUCAUUUAAUAAACAGUAAACACAAACAAAGGACUCUACAACAAACACACAAUACUGUGGCCAAAACUAAAUACUGUAGAAUAGACAAAAACAUGGAUAGAUGAUAACGUGAGACAAAGAAAGCAGUGCAAACAGCGACAUAUAUACUAGUGUGAUCAUUAACCGAACCGUAAAUCAGGUGCAGGUGGUCAUGUGACACUGGUGAGUAUGGUGCAGUGGCUGCUGGGAAAUGAUGGCCAGAGUUCCCUCGUUGAUACAUGACAG